This is a messenger RNA of Arctia plantaginis, 1737 nucleotides long. The record is from the annotation of a GenBank genome assembly. NCBI's taxonomy places the organism in Eukaryota, Metazoa, Arthropoda, Insecta, Lepidoptera, Erebidae.
AUGAUCAUCGACAACAUACAAUUAGAUUUAUUUAAAAGUGGAGUUGAAAAGCCAGUCCAGGCCAAACCUGGUUAUGAUGGUGAUAUGUUGGAUUCAGUGCUUUCCCACGUAGGAGAUAUGGGGCGGUAUCAGAAGGUUUUGUACGUGGCAAUGAUUCCAUUCGGCUUUAUCUACGCCUUCACUUAUUUUGUGCAAAUGUUCAUAACUGUGGCACCGCAAAAUUAUUGGUGCAGGGUCCCUGAACUGGCCGGUUUAAGUAUGGAGCUAAGACGGAACCUAUCAGCGCCUGGCGCUGACACAGGAAUCUGGGACCAUUGCAUGACCUUCGACACCAAUUGGACAGAAGUUCUGAAUACAUUGACUCCACCACCUUCCGGAACACCCCUGAUAAAAUGCCAAAAUGGUUGGGAGUUUGAGUUCAAAGAUAUACCUUACGAGACUGUUGCAACUGAGAGGGAAUGGGUAUGUGAUCGUGCUAAUUAUGUUCCGAUAGCUCAGUCACUAUUCUUUACUGGCUCAGUCGCAGGAGGUUUUUUGUUCGGAUGGAUAGCUGACCGCUUUGGCCGAGUUCCUGCUUUGGUAGGAACUAACUUGGUAGGUGGUCUCGGCGGUAUAGCGACUGUAUUUACGACCGGCCUGUGGGACUUUAUUCUCUGCAGAUUUUUGGUGGGAAUGUCCUUUGACAACUGCUUCAUGAUCGUCUACAUUUUGGUUCUCGAAUACAUAGGACCUAAGUACCGAACGUUUGCCGCCAACUCAGCUUUCGGAUUUUCUUUUGGAGGCGGCGCAAUAGCAUUGCCCUGGAUUGCGUAUUUUAUUGCUGAUUGGCGCAUAUUCAUAUGGGUUACUUCGUUGCCUAUGUUCAUUGCGCUACUGGCACCCUGGAUACUACCUGAAAGCACCAGGUGGUUGGUCAGCAUUGGUCAUGUCGACAAAGCUGUGGAAGUGUUGAGAAGUUUUGAGAAAUUCAAUAAAUUGAAAAUUCCCGAUAAUGUCAUGGAUGAAUUUGUUGUAUCCUCCAACAAAGCCAAACUGGAGAAGAAGCAGACUUUGAUUACCCUUAUGAAGAGCCCACGAAUGUGUAUGGCGUUCGUUGGGCUGGUGGUGGUGCACUUGGGAUGUAACGUGGUGUUUGACGGCCUCGUGCGUCUAUCUGACUCCUUCGGACUGGAUUUCUUUCUCACAUUCUGUUUGAAUUCCGUGACAGAAUUACCGGCAAAUUUUAUUCUCGCUGUUGUUCUCGAUAGGUUAGGCAGGAGGAAUUUAACAUGGGCUCCUCUGGUCUUGUCAGGGUUGUUUAUAACCAUCGCUAUAUUUGUAACUGAUGGUGCAUCACAGGCGGGGUUAGCAAUAGUAGCACGUUUCUUUAUAAAUAUAAGUUACACUGUUACCAUGCAAUGGUGUGUGGAGAUCCUACCGACUCCCUUCAGAGCGACAGGCUCAGGCGCUCUGCAUUUAGUUGGCUACUUCGGCAUUAUAGUGACACCGUUUAUUGUAUAUUCGGAGCGCUACUGGAGCUUGCUGCCGCUGGUAACUUUUGCCAUAACAGCGUACGUAUCAGGAGCUAUCACUUUGGGAUUGCCUGAAACAAAAGGCCAACCGAUGCCGCAGACGAUAGCCGAUGGCGAGAAGAUAAUUAGGGAACAAUCCUUAUGUGGGAAUAUCAAGGAUGUUGAGGAAAACAAUAAAGAGUCAUCAGUGGAUCCAGGAAGUUAUAAGACUAGUCAUCAUAUUUAA